GGCUGCCGGCGCCUAGGCCGCCGCGGUGACCCCGCCCCCGGGCCGAGGAUGUGAGGCGGGCCAGCAGUCCCCGCUGCGGGCCCGGGCGCCGGCCGUGGGCGUCUGGGCAGCGCAGGACGAUGGCCACGCCGCUGCUGUGGGCCCUGGGCCCGUGAGGGGCCGGGCGCGCGCGGACGGGCGGCCUGGGCGCCCCGCGGGAGCCAUGGAGGGCGUGCUGUACAAAUGGACCAACUAUCUGAGUGGUUGGCAGCCUCGAUGGUUUCUUCUCUGUGGGGGGAUACUAUCCUAUUACGAUUCUCCUGAAGAUGCCUGGAAAGGUUGCAAAGGGAGCAUCCAGAUGGCAGUCUGUGAGAUUCAAGUUCAUUCUGUAGAUAACACUCGUAUGGACCUGAUAAUUCCUGGGGAACAGUGUUUCUACUUAAAGGCCAGAAGUGUGGCAGAGAGACAGCGGUGGUUGGUGGCCCUGGGGUCUGCCAAAGCCUGUCUGACAGAUAGUAGAACCCAGAAGGAAAAAGAAUUUGCUGAAAACACUGAAAACUUGAAAACCAAAAUGUCAGAACUAAGACUCUAUUGUGACCUCCUUGUUCAACAAGUAGAUAAAACAAAAGAAGUGACCACAGCUGGUGUUGCUAAUUCUGAGGAGGCAAUUGAUGUGGGAACUCUGCUGAAAUCAACCUGCAAUACUUUUCUGAAGACCUUGGAUGAAUGCAUGCAGAUUGCAAAUGCAGCCUUCACCUCCGAGCUGCUCUACCGCACUCCACCAGGAUCUCCACAGCUGGCCGUGCUUAAGUCCAACAAGACAAAACAUCCUGUUGUACCAAUUCAUAAUUCAUUGGAAAGGCAAAUGGAUUUGAACAAUUGUGAAAAUGGAUCUUUAAAUAUGGAAGUAAAUAGUGAUGAAGAAACCGUAAUGAAAAACAAGAGUUCUUUGUAUUCGAAAUCUGCAGAGGUAGAUUGCAGCAUAUCAAGUGAAGAAAAUACAGACAAUAAUGUAACAGUCCAAGGUGAAAUAAUGAAAGAAGAUGGAGAGGAAGACCUGGGAAAUCAUGACAGUGACCUGACACAGCCUGAAUCAGAUUCAGUUUGCUCACCAGAAUCCCUCUGGGAGAACAGUGAAGAAGUUAUCCCGACUUUCUUUAGUACCAUGAAUACCAGCUUUAGUGACAUUGAACUGCUGGAAGAUAGCGGCAUUCCCACAGAAGCAUUCUUGGCAUCUUGUUAUGCUGUGGUUCCAGUAUUAGACAAACUUGGUCCUACAGUGUUUGCUCCUGUUAAAAUGGAUCUUGUUGGAAAUAUUAAGAAAGUAAAUCAGAAGUAUAUAACCAACAAGGAAGAGUUUACUACCCUUCAGAAAAUAGUGCUGCACGAGGUGGAGGCGGAUGUAGCUCAGGUCAGGAACUCUGCUACUGAAGCCCUCUUGUGGCUGAAGAGAGGUCUCAAAUUUUUAAAGGGAUUUUUGACGGAAGUGAAGAAUGGAGAAAAGGAUAUCCAGACUGCACUGAAUAAUGCAUAUGGCAAAACACUACGGCAACACCAUGGCUGGGUAGUUCGAGGGGUUUUUGCGUUAGCUCUGAGGGCAGCUCCAUCCUAUGAAGAUUUUGUGGCUGCAUUAACCAUAAAGGAAGGUGACCACCAGAAAGAAGCUUUCAGUAUUGGCAUGCAGAGGGACCUCAGCCUUUAUCUCCCUGCCAUGGAAAAGCAGCUGGCCAUACUGGACACUUUAUACGAGAUCCAUGGGCUGGAGUCUGAUGAGGUGGUGUGAUGACUACAGGACAGCACCUCCUAACUUCAGGGAAUAAAGUUUGCUAAAGUGUUGUGUUGCCCUAGUUACUUUCCAGCAACAAUUUCACCCCACUCUAACCCCUUUUCUUGGGGAAUGGACAGGAAGAAUGAAACGUAGUGCUUUUAUAUCUAAUUUUUUUAAUGCAUAUGUAUUUCAUGUAUUUAAAACUCAAGGUGCUAUAUAUUUCAUUUCAAUGAGCCUACUGAAAACCAAAUCAUAGAUGUUACAGUCUUUAGUAGCAAGUAAUAAGAGAAAAUUUGGCAGAUGAAUUGUUGGUAUUGUUUUUUAUUGUUCUGAUUAUUAGUUUUACUAGGCCCCCCAAACCCAAGCUGUAUCAAGGACUAUGUAAUACAUAGACCAUAUUAUUUAAAACAGCUUAGAAUUGGACCAAACACUGGAGGGAGUAUAAACGCCUUUGUUGAAGUAAUUAUUCUAUAAGAGUUCAUUUUCCUAGACUUUCUUCAGUGGGUCCCCCCUUCUCUGUAGCUCUGCUGGUGAGGAAGGUUGUAUAGUGAAGAGGCUUGAGCAUUGGUGUGAACAAGGACUGCCAUCUGUUGACAGAUGGGAUACUGGCUGAAAGAGAUGAGUGGUGUGACCCACCCUGUACUGAAGGAUACGAUAGAAAGGUGAAGUCAUUUAAGAUGACACAUGCCAUCUUUUGCCAGCAUAUUUCAUGUGAAUUAUCUGAAUUAGACAUCACAGCAAAACUGACACUCAAGGGGACUUUUAUCCUACUUCAGAAGUAAAGUUUAGAGGUAGGAAGAUCUGCUCAUACUCAUGGAGUUUCUUUGGGGUUUUUUUUGUUUUGUUUUUGUAUUGUUUUGUUUUGGUGUCUUGCUAUGUAACUCAGGCUGAUCUCAAACUCAUGAUCCUCCACCUCCUGAGUACUGGAAUUAGAGGCACAUACUGUCAAGCCUGGCUUCAUGUAUUCUCUUCAACAGAGGAGCCAGGUGGCUUCCAAGUGUGAGCUAAAUCACCUCUGUAUCAAAGAAACAUGAAGUACUUUUUCAAAGAACAGAUUCCUAGGAUUUGCUUAAAGAGCCCAGAUCUGGAGGUGUGAUUUAAGAAUUUACCUGUUAAACUUCCCAAGUGACACUUAAGUACACAAAGUUGAAGAAUCACUCAAUUAAAUCCUGGUUUUCAAAAUUCCCAGUCUUCUGCAAGAAUUAAAUGAUAUAUUCCUAUUUUUCAAGAAAGAAGAGGCCCUCAUUCAAGUAAAGUAAUUAAAUAGAGAGUGAGAAGUACAGCAACAAAUUCAAGUAGAGCAACAAUACAGAACAGCAAAUUCAUUUGUCAGUAGGUAUAUAUUCUUUACAGAGAGUGUUGCUCAGACUGUGGCCCAAGCUACCUAGAGUGUACAUUAAAAAAGAGCCAUGAGUGCCUUCCCCAGUAGAGUCUACUUCCUCCUGGUAACAGGAAGGGAUGUUUCAGCAUAAGCAGUUCUCAUGGUAGAAGGUGAUUCAUUUGACAGACACUGGUAAAUGGAACAGCUCUGUACAAUGCUGUCCCUGCUGCACAUCCCUAGGGCAGGAGACUCUUCUGCUUAGCAGAAGUUUGUGCAGGGAAAGGCACUGAUUUUGCCAUCUAUCUUUAAAAAAAAAAAAAGAACAUUUACUCAAAUUAUUGAAGCAGGAGGGCUGGGCACAUGAUGCAUGUAGUUCAACUACUCAGGAGUCCAAGACAGGAGGAUCACUUGAGCCCAGGAUUUGGAGGCCAACAAGAUCUGGCCUCCAAAAAUAUUUUUUAAAAAACAAAGCAAGCAUUUUGCUUGCACAAGAACUUCUAGAAAAUAAACCUAGAAAAUGGAGAAAGGUACUGAAACGUCAUCUGCAUUAUUUCAGCAUUUGCUGUUGGCAGCUGCUAAGGUGAGCAUGCCACUUUGCUCCCACUCCCACAAGAACUUCAUGUGGGUCUCCUCUGGCUACUGUGACUGUGAGGGCGAGGCAGGGCUUAAUUGGCCUUCCUGCCUUUUACUUCGCCUCCUAAGAGGGAAAAAGAAGAGUCUUUGCUUGUCUCUGAGAGAGGAUGCUUUAGGCCCUGUGCUAUCAGUGGACAAUGCUACAAGGAAAGUGUCAUGCCAAGCAACUAUUGGUGACUUCUGUCACUUUAGGUGACCCCUGUGGUCUCCUAGAAGAGGUCUGUACCCUAGGCUCUGAGUGCAUACAAAAGGAAAGGUGCCCUGCCCAGAUCACAGUUUUAGGUACUAUCUAUGAGUUCACUCAGUUUUUUGAGGAAAGAUUAAUAUCAUCUAGGAUCAGACCAUAUAGCUUGAAUCACUUGAAUAAUUUCCAUUUUUAGACCCACUUUUUCCAAUACUAUGUGAAGAGGGAAUGGUUUAUCAGUAUUUUGCAUAUUUUGCAUAUUGUUUGCCUAAGGUGUGUAAAACUAAGGAUCUUUAAACAACCGGACAUUGAACCUAAAAUUAUACAGUAAAUUCUUGACCUGAACCUUGCCACAGGCAGAGAACUUCCACCUGGAUCAGUAGUUGCUUUUUUAUUUUAGGUAUCUUUCUGAUUUGCAGUUACUUUAUAAGGAAGGAGCAAUGGAAAAGAUCCUUAAAGUGCUCUUCAGAGCCCUUUCAAGAAUUCUAAGACACCUAAGAUGUCUUCACCCUAACACACUCGUGUGUUUGUUGACAGAGUAGUCACCUUGCUCUCAUUGCUAUUUUUCAGAUUCCUUUACUAACACAAUCCUUAGCAAGAAGCUGAAGCAAAGGUAAAUGUGUCUUCCUAGACACUAGGAGAAUUAAGUAGCAUUCUCUGUGCUUAUGAAGCAUUACCCUACUAAGAUUCCAUCAGAUCUGUGCUCCUCUCUACCCUACCCCACCCUGUGGCAGCCCAGCUCUACACUGGCUGGGAUCAGUGUGUGUUUUUUGAACAAUGGCCUUUCAAUCAUGACCAAGUCUUAUGUCCUUUAAAAACCAGUCUGAUUGAUUAUAGCUAAACCCAGUGAAAAAUGAACUAGAGGGAUACCUUUAGGGGUAGAAACCAACUGGUAACUGAGGAGGAAGGGACACAGCUCUGCAGGGAGUUCAGAAGUAUGCUCUGGGAAUGUUAAGUACACAUGCUCUGGGGAAUUGGCUUUGCAGUGUAGCAUUCACUGGAAUAUAUGAAUAGUGACUUAAUAUUAUGUUCAACUCACCCUGAGCAUAAAAGCAUCCCCUGGUGUCAUUCCAUGGUGGGGAACAUCUGAACUCCCUAGUUUAGUCUUGUCAUUUUUCUCUUUUCUCUGCUGUUGGAAAUUGCCAGCAGUGCCCCCAUUCUUAAGCCACAUGUAUCCUCACUUCUAGCUCUUGUGCAUCUUCCUCAGCAGCAGCAGCAGCGGCGGCAAGCCUAGGUACAGCAUCUGUCACCAACCUAAGCAGACUGCUGAACUUCAGACAGAACCCAUGUUCACAUUUGUAGCUGUAAGAGCAAGUGAGUGUCACAAUGCAUGCAUUUGGGAGAGGGGAUCUGGGAUGAGGGAGUGCCAUCGGGAAAGUUUUCUCUCUUCCUUCUUUGGUUAUUGCUUCCAUAAACAUACGAAAAAAGCUAACACUUUCAACUUUAUAUCUUCAGAAUAGUAAUUAUAAUUAAGAAAAAUGUAUAGUAGGGUCAAUAAAUAAAGUACACUUUGUUAAAUUUUAAGUAGGGAAGUGAGCUGAAGUUUUUCCUAAGGAAACUUGGUCCAAUUAUAAAAGUAAUAGACAUGAAGAAAUUUCAGAUAAAGCAAUAGAGAAGUCAAAGGAUUGUGAGCAAUGCAAGGUAAAUACACAGUUUUUAGAAAUUUUGUGGAGGAAAACUUUUUUAUGUAUUUCCUGCCAAACUACUAUGUCCUAUAGGCAUUUGGCUACAUAAUGGUGCAUUUCUGAAUCAUUGAUUCAAACUAAUUGCUUCUGAUUAUAGUCAUAGGUUUACAAGUAGUUCCCCUCCCCCAGCCUCGCAUUUCUUUCUUUUUUUUUUUUUAAGGUCAAAUACAAACCUUUUUUAAAUUUGAAAGUUUUUAGAAGUAGAAUUUCUAAGUAAAAUCUAUAUUAAGCCAUCAUUCUGUUAAAUGAUCUUACAGCUGACUGUAGAGGGCCUUACCUGAAGUUGUUCUGUGAUACUGUAGUCUGUACACAUUUCUGUGUGCAGCAGACCUCCAUCCCUGUGAAAUGUACAGAAAACGCUUUAUUUAGAAAUACGUUCUACUUCUGUAUGACCCUUUGUAACGUGCAAUUGCUUACUCAGGGGUUUCAUAGUAAGGACAUAAUAUUUAUUAGACAUCUAUAGACUGUUUGUCUAUAACAAAGUCAUUAAGAGUCCUUUCAACAGCUCCAUAAGCAUACUCUUCACCAGACCUUCCCCGGAAAUGUUCCCUGUCCCAUCCUGUCUAGUCAGUCAGUAUCCUGUGGACAAUGACCAUUUGCAUGAUUUCUUGUUGCACUGCUGCAUUCAAGCACCCUAGGGCAUGAUUAAAUGGUCAUUGAUGCCUCUCUGGUACAGGUGACACAUGCAUUGAUCUCUCUCUUCUACUGUCUAUAGAUAGUGUUUCCUCAAAGGAAAAAAAUGCCACUGCUCUGCAGUGAAAGUUUUCAAAAUUCUUACAAAUUGGGCCGUUAUGAGUCACUUCUCUUUCAGAGUAAAAAAUGUUUUCUUGCAAGCUAUAUGAAACAAAUCUGCUUGUUUUAAAUGUCUCAUGUAAAGUUUGGUCAGUAUUCCCCCUCCGUACUUUAUGUACACCUGUGGACUGGGUGGUCCCCCCAUUCUGGGAUGGAUAGCCUGAUCUCAUCCACACAGAGACCCUUGUGUGGCUCACUAUUCACAGGUGUAGAUGGAGUCAGUGAUAAGGGUGAUCUAAAUAGCCAAUGAGCCAGCCUCAUGGCAUGUGUAAUGUAUGAUUCCCACAUGUCAUGAGAAUUUCAUUAGAAUGUCAUUAAACAGCCCAACUACCUCAUGUGAAACUGGCUGUGGACAAUCUUUUUUUAGAUGAGAAAUGUGUUUAGAGAACUUUACUCCAAUUAGUAGAUUGAACAGAACUGUGUCUCUAUAAAGAAGAAGCAUGUUAUACCAGAUGCCAAAGGCUAAACUAUACAUAGAUACCUUGGAUUUGUUUUUAAGUUAGUGUUCAGUUCCAUACUCAAUAGCCUUCCAAAUGUUCCUAGUCUCAUAGAUCCAUGCACUUUGAGUAGCUGUCAAAGUCUUGUUUAACCUGUUCUUGUCCCACUGUAAUUUUGAGAGAAUAUCGUAAUGCCAAUAGGAAACAAGUUGAUCUCCAAAAAUGUCAGAUGGAUGCUUAAUUUAAUGGACUUUUACUUAGAAUAUAAUGUAUUAGAGCCUUUUAGGACCAACUGCUGAAUGAAAAUUCCAUGUGUAAAUUUGUUUGCUUCUCUGUCCAAGUUGUUAUUCUCCAUCUCAUGGGGAAGUCGGGGAGGGUUUUACUUUCUUUGGAAAAUGUUUGAAAACAUGUCAGAUUUUAUAUCCAUUAGUUACAAUAAACAUAUUUUCAGAAUAUUUUA
This is a messenger RNA of Nannospalax galili (Upper Galilee mountains blind mole rat), 7259 nucleotides long. It is a transcript of the gene Plekha8, whose product is annotated as pleckstrin homology domain containing A8. The record is from RefSeq and is a predicted model, not a curated record. The transcript is spliced from 14 exons. Lineage: Eukaryota; Metazoa; Chordata; Mammalia; Rodentia; Spalacidae. Gene Ontology annotation, cellular component: trans-Golgi network; membrane; cytoplasm. Gene Ontology annotation, molecular function: ceramide 1-phosphate transfer activity; ceramide 1-phosphate binding. Gene Ontology annotation, biological process: endosome organization; retrograde transport, endosome to Golgi; intermembrane lipid transfer. The coding region runs from base 203 to 1762 and encodes 519 amino acids.